AUGAGUUCAGUGAUUGGGAACUGGAAGCACACUGUUCUCUACUUAACCUUGAUUCUAUCUCUCGUCUACUUCAUCGAAACCCUAAUCUCACACAAAUUACACAUCGACCAUACCAGAGUCCGCCUCAAAAGGUCACCGGAUCUUCCUCUACGGUUCCGCGACGAUGGCACAUUCAAGAUCCUUCAGGUCGCGGAUAUGCAUUACGGAAUGGGGAGUAUUACUCGAUGCAGAGAUGUGUUGGAUUCUGAAUUCGAAUACUGUUCUGAUCUCAAUACCACUCGGUUUCUUCGUAGGAUGAUUGAAUCUGAGAAACCCGAUUUGAUCGCUUUUACUGGGGAUAAUAUAUUUGGAGCAAGCACUACUGAUGCAGCUGAAUCUCUUCUUCAAGCUAUUGGUCCAGCUAUUGAAUAUGGAAUCCCAUGGGCUGCUAUUUUAGGAAACCAUGACCAUGAAUCCGCUUUGAACCGUGAAGAGUUGAUGAUUUUCCUUUCGCUUAUGGAUUUUUCCGUCUCUCAAAUCAAUCCACCAUUCAGUUUCGAUCGAGCCGAAAUCGGCGCAAUGAGAUCGAUUGAUGGCUUUGGGAACUACCGCCUCAGAGUAUAUGGUGCACCUGGUUCUGUGCUGUCAAAUAGCACUGUGUUUGACCUCUUCUUUCUUGACAGUGGAGAUAGAGAAACAGUCCAAGGUAGACGAACAUAUGGAUGGAUCAAAGAAUCCCAACUAAGUUGGCUUCAAGAUGCAUCACAGCAGGGUCAUAACCAGAAUGUAGGAAACUUUCCCGGUAUACCUCCAGCGCUAGCCUUCUUCCACAUCCCAAUCCUGGAAGUCCGUGAUCUGUGGUACACACCCUUUAUCGGCCAGUUUCAGGAAGGCGUGGCGUGCUCCAUUGUUCAGUCAGGAGUCUUAAAGACCUUUGUGUCAAUGGGAAAUGUAAAAGCCGCGUUCAUUGGACACGACCAUAUCAAUGAUUUCUGUGGAAAUCUAAAAGGGGUAUGGUUUUGUUAUGGCGGAGGGUUUGGAUACCACGCUUACGGUAGACCAAAUUGGCACAGAAGAGCAAGAGUGAUCGAGGCUAAGCUCGGAAAAGGACAAAACACAUGGACAGGAGUUGAACUUAUCAAGACGUGGAAACGUCUCGACGAUGAAGGCUUGAGCAAGAUAGAUGAACAAGUCUUAUGGGAAGCUUCCUAG
Arabis nemorensis is the source of this 1191-nucleotide messenger RNA. The record is from the annotation of a GenBank genome assembly. NCBI's taxonomy places the organism in Eukaryota, Viridiplantae, Streptophyta, Magnoliopsida, Brassicales, Brassicaceae.